Molecule: messenger RNA, 1443 nt
Organism: Dovyalis caffra
Lineage: Eukaryota; Viridiplantae; Streptophyta; Magnoliopsida; Malpighiales; Salicaceae
Source: the annotation of a GenBank genome assembly
AUGGCUGCUGCAUCUGCAAGCAUUUCUCGUCUUGGUUUUCAACACCACCAACCUCUGGUACCCAAUUCGGGUUCGAACUCUCAAACCUCCGGAUCAGUCUCCUUCCUUUCCGGCUCUCACAAUUUCUCCUUCAAAUCAUUAGAGGCUACUAGGGAAUCACAGUUGUAUAGAAUAAGUGUAGUGGUGAAGGCAGAAAGUAGGUCUGAUGAGAUGCAAGUGGAUAUUUCUUUGAGUCCAAGGGUGAAUGCUGUAAAACCUUCAAAGACCGUGGCCAUAACUGACCAGGCCACUGCGCUUGCACAAGCUGGGGUGCCUGUUAUUCGGUUGGCUGCUGGAGAGCCUGAUUUUGAUACACCAGCUGUAAUAGCCGAGGCUGGUAUAAAUGCUAUUCGUGAAGGUUACACAAGGUACACUCCAAAUGCUGGUACACAGGAACUUCGAGCUGCCAUUUGUCAGAAGCUGAAGGAGGAGAAUGGUAUUUCUUACACACCUGACCAAAUUUUAGUUAGCAAUGGUGCUAAGCAGAGUAUAUAUCAAGCAUUACUAGCUGUUUGCUCCCCUGGCGAUGAGGUCAUAAUUCCAGCACCAUUCUGGGUGAGUUACCCAGAAAUGGCGAGGCUGGCUGAUGCAACACCAGUGAUUCUUCCCACAUCAAUCUCCGAUAAUUUUCUCUUGGAUCCAAAGCUACUUGAAUCCAAACUCAGUGAAAAGUCAAGGCUGCUCAUUCUUUGCUCUCCAUCUAAUCCAACAGGAUCAGUUUAUCCCAAGAAAUUGCUUGAAGAGAUUGCACAGAUUGUAGCAAAACAUCCUAGGCUUCUGGUCUUGUCUGAUGAGAUAUAUGAACACAUAAUAUAUGCACCUGCUACUCACGCUAGCUUUGCAUCUUUGCCUGCCAUGUGGGAAAGGACUUUGACAGUGAAUGGAUUUUCUAAGGCCUUUGCAAUGACUGGUUGGAGACUUGGGUAUGUUGCUGGCCCCAAGCACUUUGUUGCAGCAUGUAAUAAAAUACAGAGCCAGUUUACUUCAGGUGCAAGCAGUAUAUCUCAAAAGGCAGCAGUAGCUGCAUUAGGAAUGGGCUAUGCUGGCGGGGAAGCUGUGUCUACUAUGGUGAAAGCAUUCAGGGAGAGAAGAGAUUUCUUGAUUAAAAGCUUUGGUGAAAUGGAAGGUGUUAGGUUGUCAGAACCUCAGGGAGCAUUUUAUCUUUUUGUUGAUUUUAGCUCGUACUAUGGAGCAGAGGUUGAAGGGUUUGGUCAAAUUGAGGACUCUGACUCCCUUUGCCGUUACCUGCUGGAUCAGGCUCAGGUUGCACUAGUCCCAGGGGUUGCAUUUGGAGAUGACAGCUGCAUACGUAUCUCCUAUGCAGCAUCUCUGACCACCCUACAGGCAGCUGUAGUGAGAAUUAAGAAAUCACUUCUCCCGCUCAAUUCUGCUGUCCCUGUUUAA